AUGGCAAUGGAAAUGAGGGAUGAUGGCAGCUGUAGCAGCCUGGGGCAGGGCAGCAGUGCCCAAGGCAGGACCCCACCCAUGAGCCACUACAUCACUCCAUCUGUCCCUCCACCUCCCAUUUUUUCCCAUCAUGACUGGAGCAGGCCUUGUCCCAUGGACAAGCACAGGCUCACACACUUUGGGUUUGUGUACUCACAGAGCAGAGGUGCUCAGACCAGCAUGACCUUCAGAAAGGAGCACAAAGACAGCAUUAAGGAGUCCAGGAAGACAAUGUGGGAGAAGAUUAAGAAGGUGUUGAGGAUUCGUAACAGUACCAUAAGAGAGAUGCUGGCAGAAGCACUGGGAACAUUCAUCCUCAUGGUUUUUGGCUUGUCCUCUGUGGCACAAGUGAUAUUGGGAAAAGGAAACAAUGGUCAGUAUCUGAGCAUCAAUUUGGCAUUUGGCAUUGGUGCUACCUUGGGCAUCUAUGCAGCUGGAGGAGUAUCUGGAGCUCAUCUGAAUGCUGCCAUCACCAUCACACAAUGCAUUUUAGGAAACAUCUCUGGGACAACGCUUGUAGCAUAUAUAAUCGGCCAGUUCCUGGGCUCCUUUAUAGCAGCAGCCACAGUCUUUGCUGUCUACUAUGAUGCUAUUUAUCACUACACCAAUGGGAGUCUUACAGUGUCAGGACCAACUGCCACAGCGAUGAUCUUCUCUACUUACCCUGCUCCCAAUGUAUCCUUGCAGGGAGCUUUCUUCACAGAGUUUACAGCAACAGUUAUGCUGAUCCUGGGUGUUCUGGUCAUCCAUGACGAGAAAAACAAUGCAGCCAUCAAAGGCAUUCAGCCCAUGCUCACGGGUAUGCUGGUCCUGGGCAUUGGUCUGGGAAUGGGGCUGAACACAGGCUAUGCCAUAAACCCUUCCAGGGACCUGCCCCCCCGCAUCUUCACAGCAAUUGCUGGCUGGGGAACAGAUGUCUUCACGGCUGACCACUCCUGGUGGUGGGUCCCAGUCGCAGCUCCAAUUCUGGGAUGUCUUGCUGGUGUUUUAAUCUACAAACUCUGCAUUGAUUUUCACAACCACCCUGCCCAUGAAACUGAACAUGAGAAAGAACAGACAGGCAUGGAGACUUCCAAAUUGUGA
Cinclus cinclus is the source of this 1122-nucleotide messenger RNA. RefSeq names its product aquaporin-7-like. Lineage: Eukaryota; Metazoa; Chordata; Aves; Passeriformes; Cinclidae. The record is from RefSeq and is a predicted model, not a curated record. Gene Ontology annotation, molecular function: glycerol channel activity; urea transmembrane transporter activity; water channel activity. Gene Ontology annotation, biological process: water transport; glycerol transmembrane transport. The coding region runs from base 1 to 1122 and encodes 373 amino acids. The transcript has 9 exons. Gene Ontology annotation, cellular component: plasma membrane; basolateral plasma membrane.